AUGCCCGUCGGGAGCCAGGAGCUGAUUUCUCUGCUGAGACGCUUCAUCACAUACAUGCAGUUCAAGUUCAUCUCAGGAUUCCGGUACCAGGAAAUUCCUCUCACAUUUCUGAAGAGGAUCAUCACUCGCGUUGAAACAGUUCCCGAAGUGACGAAGGUGACGCGGGUGAUUGAAGGCCAGCCCUCUCUCACCAAAGUCACCCGGGUCAUCGAGGGCGAACCCAGCAUCACCAAGGUAACCAGGGUCAUCGAGGGCGAACCCAGCAUCACCAAGGUAACCAGGGUCAUCGAGGGCGAACCCAGCAUCACCAAAGUCACGCGGGUCAUCGAAGGAGAGCCCACCCUCACCAAAGUCACCAGAGUAGUCUCAGGUGGUCCUCAGUCCUCCUACAGCGCCGGAACCACCAAUGUUGAGCUGGAAGACCUCUCCACUCUUGAGGGGACAAUGGACGCUGACCGACUCGCCAAAAGUGUCCAAGCUGGUGGUUCACGGAGAACUCCUGCGAGAAAAGACCGGCUGACCCUUUCCCUGUGGCUGCUUUAUCCCAGGAAAGGACUGUUUGGACUUCACAGAGACCUACAGACUCUCACAGAGACCUACAGACUCUCACAGAGACCUACAGACUCUCACAGAGACCUACAGACUCUCACAGACCUACAGACUCUCACAGAGACCUACAGACUCUCACAGACCUACAGACUCUCUCAGACCUACAGACUCUCACAGAGACCUACAGACUCUCACAGAGACCUACAGACUCAGACCUACAGACUCUCUCAGACCUACAGACUCUCACAGAGACCUACAGACUCUCACAGAGAUCUACAGACUCUCACAGAGACCUACAGACUCUCACAGAGACCUACAGACUCUCACAGAGACCUACAGACUCUCACAGAGACCUACAGACUCAGACCUACAGACUCUCACAGACCUACAGACUCUCUCAGACCUACAGACUCUCACAGAGACCUACAGACUCUCACAGAGACCUACAGACUCUCACAGACCUACAGACUCUCACAGAGACCUACAGACUCAGACCUACAGACUCUCACAGACCUACAGACUCUCUCAGACCUGCAGACUCUCACAGAGACCUACAGACUCAGACCUACAGACUCUCUCAGACCUACAGACUCUCACAGAGACCUACAGACUCUCACAGAGAUCUACAGACUCUCACAGAGACCUACAGACUCUCACAGAGACCUACAGACUCUCACAGAGACCUACAGACUCAGACCUACAGACUCUCUCAGAGACCUACAGACUCUCACACAGAGACCUACAGACUCUCACAGAGACCUACAGACUCAGACCUACAGACUCUCUCAGACCUACAGACUCUCACAGAGACCUACAGACUCUCACAGACCUACAGACUCUCACAGAGACCUACAGACUCUCACAGAGACCUACAGACUCUCACAGAGACCUACAGACUCUCACAGAGACCUACAGACUCUCACAGAGACCUACAGACUCUCACAGAGACCUACAGACUCUCACAGACCUACAGACUCUCACAGAGACCUACAGACUCUCACAGACCUACAGACUCUCACAGAGACCUACAGACUCUCUCAGACCUACAGACUCUCACAGAGACCUACAGACUCUCACAGACCUACAGACUCUCACAGAGACCUACAGACUCUCACAGAGACCUACAGACUCUCACAGAGACCUACAGACUCUCACAGACCUACAGACUCUCACAGAGACCUACAGACUCUCACAGACCUACAGACUCUCACAGAGACCUACAGACUCUCACAGACCUACAGACUCUCACAGAGACCUACAGACUCUCACAGAGACCUACAGACUCUCACAGACCUACAGACUCUCACAGAGACCUACAGACUCUCUCAGAGACCUACAGACUCUCACAGACCUACAGACUCUCACAGAGACCUACAGACUCUCACAGAGACCUACAGACUCUCUCAGAGACCUACAGACUCUCACAGACCUACAGACUCUCACAGACCUACAGACUCUCACAGACCUACAGACUCUCACAGACCUACAGACUCUCUCAGACCUACAGACUCUCACAGACCUACAGACUCUCACAGAGACCUACAGACUCUCACAGACCUACAGACUCUCACAGAGACCUACAGACUCUCACAGACCUACAGACUCUCACAGAGACCUACAGACUCUCACAGACCUACAGACUCAGACCUACAGACUCUCACAGAGACCUACAGACUCUCACAGAGACCUACAGACUCUCUCAGAGACCUACAGACUCUCACAGACCUACAGACUCUCACAGAGACCUACAGACUCUCACAGAGACCUACAGACUCUCUCAGAGACCUACAGACUCUCACAGACCUACAGACUCUCACAGACCUACAGACUCUCACAGACCUACAGACUCUCACAGAGACCUACAGACUCUCUCAGAGACAGUCCUGUCCGGACAGAAACCUUUCAUUAGAUCAUCAGCUGGCAGACAACGAGUCAGAAACUAACCACCUCCACAUGAGACGCUCGGAAAACAACCAACGGACCGAAACGGAGAGAAUCGACAAUGACUCUCGGUCUCAGGAGAGUCUACAGACCAGUCUCAGUAGAGUCUACAGACCGGUCUCAGGAGAGUCUACAGACCUGUCUCAAGAAAGUCUACAGAGCGGUCUCGAGAGUCUACAGAGCGGGCUCAGGAGAGUCUACAGACCGGUCUCAGGAGAGUCUACAGAGCGGUCUCAGGAGAGUCUACAGAGCGGUCUCAGGAGAGUCUACAGAGCGGGCUCAGGAGAGUCUACAGAGCGGUCUCAGGAGAGUCUACAGAGCAGUCUCAGGGGAGUCUACAGACCGGUCUCAGGAGAGUCUACAGAGCGGUCUCAGGAGAGUCUACAGACCGGUCUCAGGAGAGUCUACAGACCGGUCUCAGGAGAGUCUACAGACCGGUCUCAGGAGAGUCUACAGACCGGUCUCAGGAGAGUCUACAGACCGGUCUCAGGAGAAUCUAUGGACCGGUCUCAGGAGAGUCUACGGACCGGUCUCAGGAGAGUCUACAGAGCGGUCUCAGGAGAGUCUACAGAGCAGUCUCAGGGGAGUCUACAGACCGGUCUCAGGAGAGUCUACAGAGCGGUCUCAGGAGAGUCUACAGACCGGUCUCAGGAGAGUCUACAGACCUGUCUCAAGAGAGUCUACGGACCGGUCUCAGGAGAGUCUAUGGACCGGUCUCAGGAGAGUCUACAGACCGGUCUCAGGAGAGUCUACAGAGCGGUCUCAGGAGAGUCUACAGAGCAGUCUCAGGGGAGUCUACAGACCGGUCUCAGGAGAGUCUACGGACCGGUCUCAGGAGAGUCUACAGAGCGGUCUCAGGAGAGUCUACAGAGCAGUCUCAGGGGAGUCUACAGACCGGUCUCAGGAGAGUCUACAGAGCGGUCUCAGGAGAGUCUACAGAGCGGUCUCAGGAGAGUCUACAGACCAGUCUCAGGAGAGUCUACAGAGCGGUCUCAGGAGAGUCUACAGAGCGGUCUCAGGAGAGUCUACGGACCGGUCUCAGGAGAGUCUAUGGACCGGUCUCAGGAGAGUCUACAGACCUGUCUCAAGAGAGUCUACAGAGCGGUCUCAGGAGAGUCUACAGAGCGGUCUCAGGAGAGUCUACAGACCGGUCUCAGGGUAGUCUACAGAGCGGUCUCAGGAGAGUCUACAGAGCGGUCUCAGGAGAGUCUACAGAGCGGUCUCAGGAGAGUCUACAGACCGGUCUCAGGAGAGUCUACAGACCGGUCUCAGGAGAGUCUACAGACCGGUCUCAGGAGAGUCUACAGACCGGUCUCAGGAGAGUCUACAGACCGGUCUCAGGAGAAUCUAUGGACCGGUCUCAGGAGAGUCUACGGACCGGUCUCAGGAGAGUCUACAGAGCGGUCUCAGGAGAGUCUACAGACCGGUCUCAGGAGAGUCUACAGAGCGGUCUCAGGAGAGUCUACAGAGCGGUCUCAGGAGAGUCUACAGAGCGGUCUCAGGAGAGUCUACAGAGCGGUCUCAGGGGAGUCUACAGACCAGUCUCAGGAGAGUCUACAGAGCGGUCUCAAGAGAGUCUACAGAGCGGUCUCAGGAGAGUCUACAGACCGGUCUCAGGAGAGUCUACAGAGCGGUCUCAGGAGAGUCUAUGGACCGGUCUCAGGAGAGUCUACAGAGCGGUCUCAGGAGAGUCUACAGAGCGGUCUCAGGAGAGUCUACAGAGCGGUCUCAGGAGAGUCUACAGAGCGGUCUCAGGGAGAGUCUACAGAGCGGUCUCAGGAGAGUCUACAGACCUGUCUCAGGAGAGUCUACAGAGCGGUCUCAGGAGAGUCUACAGAGCGGUCUCAGGAGAGUCUACAGAGCGGUCUCAGGAGAGUCUACAGAGCGGUCUCAGGAGAGUCUACAGACCGGUCUCAGGAGAGUCUACAGAGCGGUCUCAGGAGAGUCUACAGACCGGUCUCAGGAGAGUCUACAGAGCGGUCUCAGGAGAGUCUACAGACCGGUCUCAGGGUAGUCUACAGAGCGGUCUCAGGAGAGUCUACAGAGCGGUCUCAGGAGAGUCUACAGACCGGUCUCAGGAGAGUCUACAGACCGGUCUCAGGAGAGUCUACAGACCGGUCUCAGGAGAGUCUACAGACCGGUCUCAGGAGAGUCUACAGACCAGUCUCAGGAGAGUCUACAGAGCGGUCUCAGGAGAGUCUACAGAGCGGUCUCAGGAGAGUCUACGGACCGGUCUCAGGAGAGUCUAUGGACCGGUCUCAGGAGAGUCUACAGACCUGUCUCAAGAGAGUCUACAGAGCGGAGAGUCUACAGAGCGGUCUCAAGAGAGUCUACAGAGCGGUCUCAGGAGAGUCUACAGAGCGGUCUCAGGAGAGUCUAUGGACCGGUCUCAGGAGAGUCUACAGAGCGGUCUCAGGAGAGUCUACAGAGCGGUCUCAGGAGAGUCUACAGAGCGGUCUCAGGGGAGUCUACAGACCGGUCUCAGGAGAGUCUACAGACCGGUCUCAGGAGAGUCUACAGACCGGUCUCAGGAGAGUCUACAGAGCGGUCUCAGGAGAGUCUAUGGACCGGUCUCAGGAGAGUCUACAGAGCGGUCUCAGGAGAGUCUACAGAGCGGUCUCAGGAGAGUCUACAGAGCGGUCUCAGGAGAGUCUACAGACCGGUCUCAGGAGAGUCUACAGAGCGGUCUCAGGGGAGUCUACAGACCAGUCUCAGGAGAGUCUACAGAGCGGUCUCAAGAGAGUCUACAGAGCGGUCUCAGGAGAGUCUACAGACCUGUCUCAAGAGAGUCUACAGAGCGGUCUCAGGAGAGUCUACAGAGCGGUCUCAGGAGAGUCUACAGAGCGGUCUCAGGAGAGUCUACAGACCGGUCUCAGGGUAGUCUACAGAGCGGUCUCAGGAGAGUCUACAGAGCGGUCUCAGGAGAGUCUACAGAGCGGUCUCAGGAGAGUCUACAGAGCGGUCUCAGGAGAGUCUACAGACCGGUCUCAGGAGAGUCUACAGACCGGUCUCAGGAGAGUCUACAGACCGGUCUCAGGAGAGUCUACAGACCGGUCUCAGGAGAAUCUAUGGACCGGUCUCAGGAGAGUCUACGGACCGGUCUCAGGAGAGUCUACAGAGCGGUCUCAGGAGAGUCUACAGACCGGUCUCAGGAGAGUCUACAGAGCGGUCUCAGGAGAGUCUACAGAGCGGUCUCAAGAGAGUCUACAGAGCGGUCUCAGGAGAGUCUACAGACCGGUCUCAGGAGAGUCUACAGAGCGGUCACAGGAGAGUCUACAGAGCGGUCUCAGGAGAGUCUACAGAGCGGUCUCAGGAGAGUCUACAGAGCGGUCUCAGGAGAGUCUACAGAGCGGUCUCAGGAGAGUCUACAGAGCGGUCUCAGGAGAGUCUACGGACCGGUCUCAGGAGAGUCUAUGGACCGGUCUCAGGAGAGUCUACAGAGCGGUCUCAGGAGAGUCUACGGACCGGUCUCAGGAGAGUCUACAGAGCGGUCUCAGGAGAGUCUACAGAGCGGUCUCAGGAGAGUCUACAGACCGGUCUCAGGGUAGUCUACAGAGCGGUCUCAGGAGAGUCUACAGAGCGGUCUCAGGAGAGUCUACAGACCGGUCUCAGGAGAGUCUACAGACCGGUCUCAGGAGAGUCUACAGACCGGUCUCAGGAGAGUCUACAGACCGGUCUCAGGAGAGUCUACAGAGCGGUCUCAGGAGAGUCUACAGACCGGUCUCAGGAGAAUCUAUGGACCGGUCUCAGGAGAGUCUACGGACCGGUCUCAGGAGAGUCUACAGAGCGGUCUCAGGAGAGUCUACAGACCGGUCUCAGGAGAGUCUACAGAGCGGUCUCAGGGGAGUCUACAGACCAGUCUCAGGAGAGUCUACAGAGCGGUCUCAAGAGAGUCUACAGAGCGGUCUCAGGAGAGUCUACAGACCGGUCUCAGGAGAGUCUACAGAGCGGUCUCAGGAGAGUCUAUGGACCGGUCUCAGGAGAGUCUACAGAGCGGUCUCAGGAGAGUCUACAGAGCGGUCUCAGGAGAGUCUACAGAGCGGUCUCAGGGUAGUCUACAGAGCGGUCUCAGGAGAGUCUACAGAGCGGUCUCAGGGUAGUCUACAGAGCGGUCUCAGGAGAGUCUACAGACCGGUCUCAGGAGAGUCUACAGAGCGGUCUCAGGAGAGUCUACAGAGCGGUCUCAGGAGAGUCUACAGAGCGGUCUCAGGAGAGUCUACAGAGCGGUCUCAGGAGAGUCUACGGACCAGUCUCAGGAGAGUCUACAGAGCGGUCUCAGGAGAGUCUACAGAGCGGUCUCAGGAGAGUCUACAGAGCGGUCUCAGGAGAGUCUACAGAGCGGUCUCAGGAGAGUCUACGGACCGGUCUCAGGAGAGUCUAUGGACCGGUCUCAGGAGAGUCUACAGACCUGUCUCAAGAGAGUCUACAGAGCGGUCUCAGGAGAGUCUACAGAGCGGUCUCAGGAGAGUCUACAGAGCGGUCUCAGGAGAGUCUACAGAGCGGUCUCAGGAGAGUCUACAGACCGGUCUCAGGAGAGUCUACAGACCGGUCUCAGGAGAGUCUACAGAGCGGUCUCAGGAGAGUCUACAGACCGGUCUCAGGAGAGUCUACAGAGCGGUCUCAGGAGAGUCUAUGGACCGGUCUCAGGAGAGUCUACAGAGCGGUCUCAGGAGAGUCUACAGAGCGGUCUCAGGAGAGUCUACGGACCGGUCUCAGGAGAGUCUAUGGACCGGUCUCAGGAGAGUCUACAGACCUGUCUCAAGAGAGUCUACAGAGCGGUCUCAGGAGAGUCUACAGACCGGUCUCAGGAGAGUCUACGGACCGGUCUCAGGAGAAUCUAUGGACCGGUCUCAGGAGAGUCUACAGAGCGGUCUCAAGAGAGUCUACAGACCGGUCUCAGGAGAGUCUACAGAGCGGUCUCAAGAGAGUCUACAGAGCGGUCUCAGGAGAGACUACAGAGCGGUCUCAGGAGAGUCUACAGACCGGUCUCAGGAGAGUCUACAGACCGGUCUCAGGAGAGUCUACAGAGCGGUCUCAGGAGAGUCUACAGAGCGGUCUCAGGGUAGUCUACAGAGCGGUCUCAGGAGAGUCUACAGAGCGGUCUCAGGAGAGUCUACAGAGCGGUCUCAGGAGAGUCUACAGACCGGUCUCAGGAGAGUCUACAGAGCGGUCUCAGGAGAGUCUACAGACCGGUCUCAGGGUAGUCUACAGAGCGGUCUCAGGAGAGUCUACAGAGCGGUCUCAGGAGAGUCUACAGACCGGUCUCAGGAGAGUCUACAGACCGGUCUCAGGAGAGUCUACAGACCGGUCUCAGGAGAGUCUACAGACCGGUCUCAGGAGAGUCUACAGACCAGUCUCAGGAGAGUCUACAGAGCGGUCUCAGGAGAGUCUACAGAGCGGUCUCAGGAGAGUCUACGGACCGGUCUCAGGAGAGUCUAUGGACCGGUCUCAGGAGAGUCUACAGACCUGUCUCAAGAGAGUCUACAGAGCGGUCUCAGGAGAGUCUACAGACCGGUCUCAGGAGAGUCUACGGACCGGUCUCAGGAGAAUCUAUGGACCGGUCUCAGGAGAGUCUACAGAGCGGUCUCAAGAGAGUCUACAGAGCGGUCUCAGGAGAGUCUACAGAGCGGUCUCAGGAGAGUCUAUGGACCGGUCUCAGGAGAGUCUAUGGACCGGUCUCAGGAGAGACUACAGAGCGGUCUCAGGAGAGUCUACAGAGCGGUCUCAGGAGAGUCUACAGAGCGGUCUCAGGGGAGUCUACAGACCGGUCUCAGGAGAGUCUACAGACCGGUCUCAGGAGAGUCUACAGACCGGUCUCAGGAGAGUCUACAGAGCGGUCUCAGGAGAGUCUACAGAGCGGUCUCAGGAGAGUCUACAGAGCGGUCUCAGGGGAGUCUACAGAGCGGUCUCAGGAGAGUCUACAGAGCGGUCUCAGGAGAGUCUACAGACCGGUCUCAGGAGAGUCUACAGAGCGGUCUCAGGGUAGUCUACAGAGCGGUCUCAGGAGAGUCUACAGAGCGGUCUCAGGAGAGUCUACAGACCGGUCUCAGGAGAGUCUACAGACCGGUCUCAGGAGAGUCUACAGAGCGGUCUCAGGAGAGUCUACAGACCGGUCUCAGGAGAGUCUACAGAGCGGUCUCAGGGGAGUCUACAGACCGGUCUCAGGAGAGUCUACAGACCGGUCUCAGGAGAGUCUACAGAAGUGUCCAGCUUCUCCAGCGCAGGGGGAUGGAGAAAGCCAAACAGGAUGCCUUUGACCACGCCCGGCUGCAGGUCAUCCAAGACGGCUACAAGUCUGCCUUUGAGUGCAUCAACCAGGGCCUGAGCGCGGACGAGGCCGGUGACAAGACGCACGCCUUGGAGCUCUACCAGCGGGGGCGCCGUCACCUCCUGCGGGCCGUGAGCGUGCCUUCCACCGGGGACGAGUGCGUGGGCGCGGCCUGGAACUCGGCUCGAGAGAUGCAAACCAAAAUGCAGGAAACUCUCAACAACAUCACCACGAGAGUCGCCAUUCUGGAGACCAACUCCGAGGCGGCGCCUGAGAGCAGACUCUACCCGGAGGUUUCGGAUCAGGACAAACCUCACAGACCGCCUCAGAGACCGCCUCAGCCCAGCGUGGCGAGCAGCGCACUGGGAGUCCCAGCCCUCCCCAUGUCCCCCGCCUCCCAGCACAGACCCCCGGCCGGCCUGCCCCCCGCCUAUUCCCCCCAGGCGGCCGACGGUCACCUGUCCCUCUCGUACGGGACAGACUCGGGGGAGAUGUCCGCAGUGGGGGAGGACUUCUACAGCCAGUGCCCCAGCCCCUCCCCCCAGAGCCUGGCCUGGGAGGACGGGGAGGAGCUGCUCUACAUCCCACAGGGGGUGCAGAUCUUCUUUGUGACCCCCCAGGGAGAUGUGAGCGCGCCCUCCUACCCCGGCUUCCUGCGCCUCGUCAAGUUCACCCACGAGGCCACGCCCAACAGACCGCCCGCCUUCCUGCAGGUCAGAGGGGCGAACCACACGGUGAUGGAGGAGGUGCUGGAGGAGGUGAUGAGGAGGUGA
Knipowitschia caucasica is the source of this 9531-nucleotide messenger RNA. The record is from the annotation of a GenBank genome assembly. Lineage: Eukaryota; Metazoa; Chordata; Actinopteri; Gobiiformes; Gobiidae.